AUGAAGGCGCUCCGGACCGCCGUGUCUGGCUCCCGCGUGCGCUUCACCCAAGACGGGUUCGACCUGGACUUGACGUACAUCACGCCCCGACUCAUCGCCAUGGGGUACCCGGCCUCGGGGGUCGAGAAGACGUACCGGAACGACAUCAACCAGGUCGCCAGUCUGCUCAACGCGCGGCACCCGACCGCCUACCGCGUGUACAACCUGAGCGAACGGCAGUACGACUACGCAAAGUUCGACCACCGCGUGAGCGAGUGCGGGUUCCCAGACCACCACCCGCCCCCGCUGCAGCUGUUGCUGGAUAUCAUGAACGACAUGAUUGAGUGGGUGGCCAAGAGCGACAAGCACGUGGUGGUGGUGCACUGCCUAGCAGGCAAAGGCCGCACGGGCGUCGUGUGCUCGUGCUAUUUGCUGCUGACAGGUCACUACGGCAGUGUGUUUAAGCUGCGCAAAGAGCGCGAACUGCGCGAGUUGGCGAACUCGAGCAUCCGCGACUUCUGGCAAGCGCGAGGCCAAGGCGUGCGGUUUCCGAGUCAAGCUCUGUACAUUUAUUACUUUAUCAAGGUGCUGAGGCGACAGGGACGUCGACCGGCACAGAUCCCUCCUUUGCGACCCGCAAAGAAGAUGCUGCUCCAGAGCAUUGUGCUCAAUGGCGUGCCGGACUUUGAAGCACAGCCACGGGGUGGGUGCACGCCCUUUUUGCAGGUGCUACCAGCGCCAUCGCAGCACUAUCAACCGCAUUUGCUGUACAACAGCUCGUGGCAACACCCAAAGUUUGAAACGUACUUGGCCGACCCGCUGGGGUCGAUUAUGUUUGAGGUGAACAUCGAGGUGCAGGGUGAUGUACUGGUGCGAUGUUUCCACGCCAAUAUCACGAACAUUUUGGGCAAGCACAUGGUCAAGAUGUUCCAUUUCACGUUUCACACCGAUUUCUUCCAUAAUUACAGCAACCAGUAUCGACUACCAAAGGCCGAAGUGGAUGAGGCUACUAGCAACCAGCGAUACCCGGACAACUUUGAGGUGGUUUGCAACGUGGAAGUGCUGGACCCGAAUCGAAAUUCAAAUCUACCGCGAUCGUCGAUGGUGCGUUCAGGGAGUAGCAAUAAUCUUUGCGAAGAUAUACCGGAGCAAGCGAGAGCUGUUUAUCCCCAGCCAAUGACACAACAGCGCCGAAUGACGUUGCCGUGCCACCAGGAUAUGUGUAACGAGCGACGGUUGCCACCGCAGACUCCUCCGCAACAAGAUGAUUCAACGCCUAAUAUGCAAGGCUGGUUGUACAAACAAGGUGGUUUCGUCAAGAACUGGAAGAAACGAUGGUUUGUUGCACAGGAGGGGAAAUUGAUGUACUAUCACGGCAAUUCGGAUGCGACGCCACUAGGAGUCGUGAGUUUGCGGCGCGUAACUGUGCAGACUUGUGCACCUCACGAAGUCAACGCGCGGAACAAGUGUUUGCACUUCUUCAAGAUAGUACCUCCAAGUGCCGGUCAGCGCACGUACUUUUUUGGCGCUGAAUCCGAGCAGGAAUUAGUGACUUGGGUCAACGUAGUCGGAGCUCAAUCCGCUUACGGCAUUAUCUAUAGCGCGAAGCCAAGGCGGACUUCAAUGCAGCGCAGCAUUACGUUUGUCACACGUGCAUCGUACGAGCGUGAAUACCCGACGCCGAAUGAUGAAGCAGAUUUAAGGUGUCGCCCUAGCACUAACGGCAGCGGGAAUGACCAUGUGGGCGACACGAGACCAUCACUACUGUCCACGAUUGCGUCUGCACCCAGAGCUGCCUUUGACACACUUAAGGGUGUCCGCCGAUUAGGGCCUCAUCACGCCACGGAGCUUCCGCUUCACCCUCCACCUGACGAAGACACUUUUUGGCGUGAGCCGUCGAGAGCUAGACCAUCAGGUUACGCUAAGGCCAAGGAACGUGGAAGCACGAUGGGUAGAUUUUUUGGGGAUUUGCGAUCAUUGUCGUUCUCGGACUAUGGCGAGCACGAACAAGAUGAGUCGCCAUCGCCCUCAGCUGUUACUAAAUGCGUGCCUGUUGCACCCGUUGCGGAUCUCACGAGUACACUAUCGUCACGAGAGCAGGCUUCGCUUCUACAAGAAGUCAAUAAGUUUGAUACGGGGAUUUACGUUUAUUCGGCGGAUGAGCUGCAGGAAGCCACAAGACUGCAGCAUUAUAUGCACACUACCCGCGGUGCGCCCUCUUUCAGUGAUGGCGAUCUUGACGGCGAUCCGAAUUCGGUGGUCUCGGUCGCUUACGCGCUCAAAGCUUCGCCACCGGGCACACUUAGUCGCCAGCUGCAUCAAUAUGUGAUGCUGAAGCGCAUGGGUGACGCCGAGCAGUUACUCACCGAGCUCGUGCUUACCAAAUUUCCUGGUCUCAUUGAUGCCAUGGACCACGAUCCCCUGGCGUUCACUCGGCUGAUCGCCAGCGGAGACGUAUCUCUUGCUGGCUGCGGAAUACAAGAGGAGGAGGGUGCAAGUCACUCAGUUGGACACGACUUGAACGGCAACCAUCGCGCUGUUUUUCUCUAG
Messenger RNA from Peronospora matthiolae, 2529 nucleotides. The record is from the annotation of a GenBank genome assembly. Lineage: Eukaryota; Oomycota; Peronosporomycetes; Peronosporales; Peronosporaceae.